Molecule: messenger RNA, 5873 nt
Organism: Oncorhynchus mykiss (rainbow trout)
Lineage: Eukaryota; Metazoa; Chordata; Actinopteri; Salmoniformes; Salmonidae
Product: liprin-beta-1
Biological process (GO): neuromuscular junction development
Cellular component (GO): presynaptic active zone
Molecular function (GO): protein binding
Source: RefSeq, a predicted model, not a curated record
AAAAGAUCCCAGAGAAAUGACUCUUCCCAAACCAAUCCAAUCGGGAGCGGGGCGGGAUGUACAUUCAAUGACGUUUCCACUUUCCAACUUUCCACUCAACUCCCAUUUUUGACAUGGCGUAGGGAAGAGGCAACGCAGCGGGCAGGCAUUGUAGCGGGAAAACCGUGAUCAGUUGAUAAAGUAGAGGAAUUUCUAUGUUUUUAUUUCAGUAGGUUGAUAUACAUUUGCAAGUUGUAACUAAGAGUCAAGCAGAGUUUAGGGUGCCCACUAAGUGUUGAAGAUGAUGUCUGAUGCCAGUGACAUGUUGGCAGCAGCUUUGGAGCAGAUGGAUGGGAUAAUAGCAGGCUCCAAGUCCAUGGACUACUCCAACAGCCUGUUUGACUGCCAGUCACCAACCUCUCCCUUCUUGGGAAGCCUGCGGGCACUGCACCUGCUGGAGGACCUCCGGGGCGUGCUGGAGCUGAUGGACACCGAGGAGAGGGAGGGCCUUCGCUGCCAGAUCCCUGAUGCCACCGCAGACAGCCUGGUGGACUGGCUGCAGCAGGGACACCUGAUGUCCAAUGGCCACCACAUUUCCAUGGGUGGUGACCUCUACCAGGAGAGACUGUCUCGACUGGAGGGUGACAAGGAAUCCCUGGUGCUUCAGGUGAGUGUGUUGACAGACCAGGUGGAGGCGCAGGGGGAGAAGAUAAGGGACUUGGAAAUGUGUCUGGAUGAACACCGGGAGAAACUGAACGCCACUGAGGAGAUGCUACAACAGGAGCUCCUGUGCAGAACGACUCUAGAGACUCAGAAACUGGACCUAAAGGCUGAGGUGUCCAACUUGAAACUGAAGCUGAACUCAUUUGAGAAGGACAUACUGCACUUUGACUUCAGGGACAGUGAGGACAUGGGUCUGGAGAUUAAUGAGCUGAGGUACAAAGUGACUGAGAUGGAGAGUGAAAGACUACAGUAUGAAAAGAAACUGAAAUCCACUAAGUCGCUAAUGGCCAAGCUUUCUAGCCUGAAAAUCAAAGUGGGCCAGAUGCAGUAUGAGAAACAGAGGAACGAGCACAAACUGCAGGCACUGAAGGAGGAGCUGGUGACGCUGAGGAGGCAGCUGGAGGGAAGGGACAGAGAGAUGAGGAGGUUACACGGCGAGACUGGGUUCAGAGCCAACACCCCGGGUGGCAUGGACUGUGGAGACAGAGUCUCUCACCCAGAUGAAACUCUUAAAAAGAGGCUGAAAGAGAAACAUGUGGAAGUGCAGAGAAUGAAAAAAGCGGUGGAGUCACUGAUGGCAGCUAAUGAGGAGAAGGAUCGUAAGAUUGAGGAGCUGAGGCAGUCGCUGCAGCGCUACAAGAAGGUCCAGGACAUGGUGAUGUCAGUGCAAGAGAAGAAAGACAAAACCAAAGAUGGUGAGAGUGAUGAGAGUAACAGCGACAACUCCCUCUCUGUGAUGUCAACGACAACCACCCCAAUUGCCCUGGUGUCGGAGAGGCACGCGCUAGCUGGAGUCGAGGAAGUAGCAGCGAAGAGCCCAGACGAGCUGGAGACGCACUAUGGAGCUACUGAAGUGCCUUCGGCAACAACCCGCCCUACAGUCCAGUCAGCCUGCGCUCAGAGCGUGCCAGAGCUUAACCAAGCUGAACCUGAGAGGACCCUGCGUGUCCCAAAGUCAGCGAGUCAGGAAAACUUGUAUGUCAGCAACAGUGAAAAGAUUACAUUGGUGAUUGACGAAAAGCCAACAGAGAAUAAGGCUGUGGAGGACAUCGAUAAGAUCAGCGAGCGCCCGCCCAAGUCUCCCUCUUCAUCUCGCCCAGAGGACGACAGCUUCGGUACCAAGAAGGCUCGCUCCUCCUUUGGCCGAGGCUUCUUCAAGAUCAAGGGGGGCAAGAGGACAGCCAGCACCCCUAACCUGGCUGAGACCGUGCGAGAGGGGGGCACUGACCAUCUGGACCUGGCCGGGCUACCCCAGAGGUCAGCCAUCAGCGACAGCACCAACACACUGACCAGUGUGACCUCCACUACCUCUCCCGAGGGCAAGAAGAAGUCCAGGGGAAUCAAGGCACUCUUUGGAAAGCUGAGGAGAAGUCAGUCCACCACGUUCAACCUGGAUGACAACCUAUCAGAGCCGGUUGAGUUCAAGAGGGGCGGAGUCCGGGCCACAGCAGGACCCAGACUGGGAUGGUCCCGGGACCUACAGCAAUCACCCAACAUUGACUUGGACACCCCGUUUGCCCGCUGGUCCAAGGAGCAGGUGUGUGACUGGCUGCAGGAGCAGGGACUGGGGCUCUACCUGAACAUGGCCCACGUGUGGAUCUCUUCUGGACAGACUCUGCUGCAGGCCUCACAGCAAGAUCUAGAGAGGGAGCUGGGCAUCAAACACCCUCUGCACAGGAAGAAGCUCCAACUGGCCCUGCAGGCUCUGGGCUCUGAGGAGGAUGACAAUAAGGGCAAACUGGACUACAACUGGGUGACCAGAUGGCUGGAUGACAUUGGCCUGCCUCAGUAUAAGACCCAGUUCGAUGAAGGGAGGGUGGACGGCCGCAUGCUGCACUAUAUGACAGUAGAUGACCUGUUGUCUCUGAAGGUGGGCAGUGUGCUCCACCACCUCAGCAUCAAAAGAGCCAUCCAGGUGCUACGCCUCAACAACUACGAGCCCAACUGCCUGCGCCGACGGCCCUCCGAUGAGAACAAUAUCACACCAGCAGAGAUCUCCCAGUGGACCAAUCACAGAGUAAUGGAGUGGCUGAGAUCAGUAGACCUGGCGGAGUACGCCCCCAACCUGAGGGGCAGCGGCGUGCACGGGGGACUCAUGGUGCUGGAGCCUCGGUUCAAUGUGGAGACCAUGGCCCUUCUGCUGAACAUUCCCCCCAACAAGACCCUGCUGCGGAGGCACCUGGCCACCCACUUCAACCUGCUGGUGGGAUCUGAGGCCCAGGGGCUCAAACAGGAUUAUCUAGAGAACCCCGACUACACCCUGCUUACAGCCACCGCCAAGGUCAAGCUGAGGAAGAUGACGUUUGGGAGCUUUGGCAGCCUGAGAAAGAAGAGGCAGGAUGAGAGUGAGGAGUAUGUCUGCCCCAUGGACGUGGAGAUGCCAAAGGGACGUAGCUUCCAAAAAGGCUAUGAGCUCUACGAGGACGAUCUGGACCGGCUAGAACAGAUGGAGGACUCCGAGGGAACUGUGAGGCAGAUUGGAGCCUUCUCUGAGGGCAUCCAAAACUUGACGAGCAUGCUGAAAGAUGAUGAAUUCUUCAAAGAGAUCUCUAACUCUCCCAACCCCAGCGUAACAGAUGACGAUUCCAACAUUUGAGGCCAGCGCCAUGGGACUAGCCGACCAGGAUUGAAAUACUAUUUGGAAUCAUUUAAAAUACUUCAGCUGUGCUUGAUUGAGCUUGCCUUUUGGGAUGGAAUGCAUAAAAGUGGCACUCCAGGCAGGCUAAAGCAAACACUCAAAAGUAUUCCUGAACCCAGGUGUGCCACUAGCACACACCGACUCCACCGUACCCUCCAACUCUCCGUACCCCCCAACAAGUUUCCGUAACUCCCAACAAGCACCAGAUCUCCUUUUAGUAUUUUUGGCAUAAAACAUUUUUAAAGAAAUUAAAAAGUCCAUGUCUGUUGUCAUGUGAACUGAUACGCUGUUGUUUAAGGUGCUGUCAAAGCUAAAAUACCCCCUAUGCAGGAUUAACAAUUCAACUCACCCCUGUCUACCCAAUAGCAGGUCAGUUAUCAAUCCUCAUUACUCCCUACAGAUCUGAUAGAUCCUUCUCUGCCUUACCUCUGAGCUAGUCUACAUCAAGGGACUGUUCCUCAAGCUCAACAGUAAGGGCCUUACAGUAAAGUGGGCUAUCCCCGAAGUAGAGUGCCUACGCUCCCUCACCCUGAACCUUAUAAACCCGGCGUCUUCUCAGGAUUGUCCGGGCCAGAGUGUCAACCUCAGCACACUGAACGGGUCGCCCUCCUCUGGGUUGGCUUUUAGCCGAGAGACACCCCUUCCUACGACUCCUACCAAUGCACUCAGUACCUAUAGUUCGGGUCCCAUGUUCCUUUAUACCAGCAACUCGGGUUUCCUAUGGAAUGAUUAACCAAGAGAAUUAGCUAGAGAUCCUCAAAUAAUCAAGCAUAUUUCAUAAACCUAGAGUAAAACGACAUGCAGUUGUAUGACUGAUGACACAGGGUUUUAGAACAAUAAAGUGAGUUUAUUAAAAAUUCCCCAAUCAAUCACAAAUCAUUUAUAAGCAAACAUUUACUGUAAAUUUAAUUGAUAGACAACCUUCAGCACCCUUAACUAAAUCCCUAUUGGGGUGUUCCAAUAAAAUGUUUUGUCUGUUACAAUUUUAUGAGAAGCACAUUAUUUAAUAACAAGAAAAAGCUUAUACAACUCUCUCAACAGUUUUUUUUCUCUUUUUUCUUUUUUCUUUUUCUCACCUAAAUUGCAUGUCAAUCCGCUUCACCCCUAAACGUUCUAACCUGGAGAGUUCCAGAUCAAGCUAACAUCCUUAAACUUCUUUUUUUUUCACAUUACCAUUCCCCACUUGGCACCAUAUUAAUCCCCCUCCAACUUAACUAAUUACUCCCAUUACCUCUUAAAUAUCCAAAAAUGUAAACAUUUAAUCAUUACAUUUCAACAUUAUAGCCUUCCAUUAACAAUCUCCAACAGGCCCUAAGGCCUUGUUCCUCUAAACUAAACAAACAUAGUCUAUAUGCAUCAUACCUUAAAGCAAACAUCACAUUAACUAUUUUACUGGAUUACUUAAAUCACACAUUGUUAACCCUCUUACUAAAUGGUUCUAAUCACCCUUUAAUCACCUCUGCCACUAUACAUUUCUCCAUGCUUUCAAAAUGUAACAUUUAACCUUUAAUCAUCAAUUAAUUUAUUUUACUUAUUUUAUUUUCCUUAGUCAAUGUCAAUUCUCUCAAUAUUCAUUCUUCUCUCUCUUGUGUGUGUGUGUGUGUACGAAACUUCUUGAGUGUGCUCAAAUGUUUUUCUAAAAUGUCAGACAACUGGGCCUUAGCCAACUACUAUUGACAGUACAAGUCCAUAUUAACUGUCCUAUUUGGAGAGGAAUUAUUUCAGAGCAAUAUACCACCAUAAUUUGCCUACCAGCUGGAUACUGGAGACGUUUGUACUCAUUGUUUUUAUACUAGCCAACUUUCUGUGGAAUUUAAAUAUUAAAGUGAGCCAUAUCAAUAUCUGAUAAACCCUUUUUUUUACAUUAAGAUGUAAUGUAGGGCUUUUGCAAAGUCUAAUGUUAUUUUAAAGAAUAUGUUUGGCUUUUUAACAGUCACUGUCGGAGGAUGAAAAACAUGCUGUGCAGUUUUGCCCAAGUUAAAUGAAUUCCCCAAGACAGCUGCUAUGGUUUACAAAGAAAACCAGACUAUUUCAGCUGCAACUUCUUUAUUCUUUCAGCACAUCUCACAAUAUCCUAGACACUCCCAGUAAUGGUGUUUAUUUGAAUGCAUUUGCACCUAUAAUGUACAGUUCAAAGCACAUCAUUCCCUUUUAAAGUGUCAUUGCAUGUUAUUGAAGCCUUUCUAGUUGCCAAAAUGUUGUACACCUGCUAACGGAAUAUGGAUUUCUUGUUUAUUAUAAUUUGUACUGCGAUAACUAUUCAUAAAUAUUGCCAGAUAGCAUAGUUAUUUUGAGAAUACCGUAGCUAGCCUGGGUGCCAGUCUGUUUCUGCUCUCUUGCCAACUCCUUUAUGGAAUUGGAUUGGCAAGAGAACAGAAAGUGACGAACUCAGGCUGUUGUAGCAUGUUGAAAGAGUUGAGCGAUAAAGCAAUGACACUGUUAUGCAUCACCCUAACCACAUGAGGAUAAAGUUUGUACUGUGUACUGGUUGAGUUUUUACCCAUUUCUAGGGUCAAUAAAUUCAUUGUAACUG